This is a messenger RNA of Botrytis byssoidea, 1065 nucleotides long. RefSeq lists its product as uncharacterized. The coding region runs from base 1 to 1065 and encodes 354 amino acids. The transcript has 3 exons. The record is from RefSeq and is a predicted model, not a curated record. Lineage: Eukaryota; Fungi; Ascomycota; Leotiomycetes; Helotiales; Sclerotiniaceae. Gene Ontology annotation, biological process: cell surface receptor signaling pathway; adenylate cyclase-activating G protein-coupled receptor signaling pathway. Gene Ontology annotation, molecular function: G protein-coupled receptor activity. Gene Ontology annotation, cellular component: plasma membrane.
AUGAAAGCAGUCGAAAACAUCACCAGCCACGAAUAUGCCAACAUCGUCACCAUAGAACGAACAUGUUCUGGAAUUUCCCUGCUCGGUUGUUUCUUCAUUAUCAUAACCUUUCUUACCACCACCGCAUUUCGUAAACCUAUUAAUCGAUUAGUUUUCUAUGCGUCUCUGGGUAAUAUUUUCACGAAUCUCGCUACGCUUAUUUCUCGCUCGGCACUUGCGGCUCCAGAUGGUCGGUUUUGUCAAUUCCAGGCUUUUCUCAUUCAGAUGUUCCUCCCGGCCGAUGCAUAUUGGACAUUGGCCAUGGCAUGUAACGUCAUGUGUGCAUUUUUCUUCCACUUCGACGUGGUAGAACUCCGCCAAUUAGAGAAGUGGUACAUACUACUAUGUUAUGGACUACCAUUCAUUCCCGCCUUCGUAUUUUUCUUUGUACAUACAAAAAAUCGCGGUUACAUGUAUGGGAGUGCCGUAUCAUGGUGCUGGAUCAAGACCAAAUGGGGUUUGUGGAGACUCUGGAGCUUCUACGUACCGGUUUGGAUUACCAUAUUAAUCACAAUAAUGAUCUACACCUUCGCGGGAAAGAAAAUCUUUGACAAGCGACGAGAACUCAUGAGAGCAAAUGAACGUAUAUCACCUGACAACCUGCCCAAAGCACGUAGAGAAAAGUCUAGAAGCUCUCAAACCGAACUUCUCCCAACCACCAACUCCGUCGAAGAAGCCCCCUCCGAUAAACCCUCGAGACCGGGAUUACCCCCAGCUCAACCAUCAUAUACAAGUGUGCAUCCGCAUAAACAAGCCAACGCGGCUAUGUGGGCCUAUGCGAAAGUCUCGCUACUGUUCUUCCUCGCUAUGAUGAUCACGUGGAUUCCAUCAACUGCUAAUCGCAUCUAUUCCAUUUUGUACCCGGGCACGGUUAAUAUGUCGCUUCAGUAUAUUUCUGUGUUUGUGUUACCGCUGCAGGGGUUUUGGAACGCAUCGAUCUAUAUUAUUACGAGUAUGGAUGCUUGUAGGGUUCUUUGGAAGAAAUUAGGAGAGCCGGUGGUGAUUUUUAAGGGAGGUGGGGGGUGA